AUGUCCUUUUCCUUCAGCUUCGAAGUGGGGUCCGUGAAGUCAAACACGGUGCAGCAUAGAUUCAGCUUCUUUAGGAAAAGGUUCUGCUUCUCCGAGUUUGGUACGUCUCGGAAGCUGGGAAGAGGGUCGUAUGAGGUGUUCCCGUUUUCCUUUGCGUUCAGCGGGUGGUCGUGGGGAAGCCUGCUGGCAUUGUUCGGUGUUGGGUUGGCCAGGCGGGAGUUGGAGGGAUUUGAAAAGAAUUAUCCAAUAAUCUCUUUGAAAAAAGAAGUGGGAGCAGAAUAUGCAAUAUGCACUUACCUUCUAAACAAUCAAAUCAACUUUUACAAGCCUAAUCUGGAUAUCAAUGUCAUACCGUUUAAGAAAAGCACAAAUCCAGAUCAGGACGUCUCAAGAUCUGACCGCGAUCGGGAAAAACUAGCUAACAUAUUAAUCAAAAAUCGCCAGCAGAAAAGCAGAAAUCAACACACAGACCAGAACCCUAAAGUUCAAAUGCUGGAGGUGAAACUGCAAUACAAGAUAAGGCGGAAAUUGUGGGCCAUUGAUGGUCAAUCAAAGCAUACGUAUCGCAGAAAAGAAAAGAAAGAACAAAGAUUGAAGUUUUCGGGAGUUGAAUCUGAAAAUACGGGCCCCCAAGCGGGAGCAAAUAGAGAGAGAAAGGCAAAAGUGUGCGAUGGGCUCAGACUUUUAUCAGCGGUCUGCCGCUGCCACCGUACUGUUGUUGCUGUCGGAGUUCGCCGAAGACAGGAGGAGGAGGAGAAGGAGGAGGAGGAGGAGGAGGAGGAGGAGGAAGAGGAGCAUGAUAACUAUGGACCAGUGUUCUACAAUCCAGCAGAAUGA
Molecule: messenger RNA, 837 nt
Organism: Striga asiatica
Lineage: Eukaryota; Viridiplantae; Streptophyta; Magnoliopsida; Lamiales; Orobanchaceae
Source: the annotation of a GenBank genome assembly